GGUCGUGUGUUUCCGUAGUAACGGGAAGAGGUGUGGGCCUGGUUUUGGCUUCCCCCGUCACCCAGCCGGUGUGAAGCCCAGCCCUCGGGAAAUUCACGGCCGGCCACGGGUCAGGAAAAUGAAUAAAUCAUUGACUCCAAAAUCCUACAUCCGCCACCUGAACCAUGGGCUCAUCCAAGAACUGUCAGACAUGCUGGAUCCACAAGAUGGUUGGAAGAAACUAGCAGUAAGCAUAAAAAAGCCUACUGGAGAACUAAGAUACAGCCAGUUACAUAUAAGGAGAUUUGAAGGAGUAAUUCCUAUGGGCAAGAGCCCCACUGCUGAGCUUCUAUUUGAUUGGGGAACAACCAAUGCCACAGUUCAUGAUUUUGUAGAAAUCCUGAUCCAAAAUAAUUUUCUAGCUGCAGCUAGCUUGGUGCUUCCAGCAGAUAAAGUACCAUUGGCUAUACCACCUGAUUUAUUAGCUGGAAAAAAUGAUAACCCUAUCUGUGACUCAGCCUAUAAGCCAAUGCUACAGGUCUCUAAUAAUGAACAUACCCACCACUAUCCAGACAGCAGCACUGAGAAAGAAACUGCCUUACUGGCAAACAGUUCGGUGCCACCAUGUCCAUCUUAUGAUUGUUCAGAAACAUGUCUUCACAAUUUCAACUAUUAUGAAUUGAUGCAGAGGACUGGUAACUUUGAUGAGCGUCCAGUAUCACUUGGUGGUAGUAAGAUUGGAGAGGGGGGUUUUGGAGUUGUGUACAGAGGCUACAUAAAUAACAGGAUAGUGGCUGUGAAAACAUUGACAGCAGCACUGGAUCAGCAUAAUGUCAGCAUCGGGGAGCUGAAACUUCAGUUCAGUCAAGAAAUUAAAACUUUGGCUAAAUUGAAAAAUGAAAACCUGGUUGAGUUACUUGGCUUUUCUAAUGAUGGAGAACAUCCCUGCCUGGUAUAUGCUUACAUGUCUAAUGGAUCAUUGCUGGAUAGAUUGGCAUGUCUGGAUAACACAGCUCCACUUUCUUGGAAUGAACGAUGCAGUAUUGCUGUAGGUACAGCAAAUGGAUUAAAAUAUUUACAUGAAAAUAAUCAUAUCCAUCGUGAUGUUAAAAGUGCAAACAUCUUGUUGGAUGGUCUGUUUGUUCCUAAGAUUUCAGACUUUGGUCUUACUCGAGCAUCGUCACAUUUAAUGCAAACAAUGUUGACUGAGAAAAUUGUUGGCACAACUGCAUACAUGGCACCAGAGGCAAUGCGUGGGGAAAUUACUCCAAAGUCAGAUGUUUUUAGCUUUGGCAUAGUCUUAUUAGAAUUAAUAACAGGACUUCCACCAGUUGAUGAAUCUCGUGAACCACAAUUACUGUUUGAUAUCAAAGAAGAAAUUGAAGAUGAAGAAAUGUCUAUUGAGGAUUACACUGAUAAAAAGAUGCAGGACUGGGACUCUGUGACAAUUGACAAAAUGUACUUAACUGCAAGUCAGUGUUUAAAUGAAAAGAAGAAUAAGAGACCAGAUAUUAAAAAGGUAUAUAAUUCAUUGCAAGAGAUCUCUUCAGUUGCUUCAGAAUGAGAUGAAGUCUGGACUCUCUGAUGCAAGACACAACAAAUGUUAUUGAGAAUACAGUAGAAAGUUUGGAUCUCUGAUAGCCACAUUAUUCUGGUCAGUGUUAUUUGAAUGUGAGAUGAGGUAUCUUAAAUUGGACAUAGGUGACUGAAAAUAGGAAACUCACCACCUUGUGUCUGUUCUGCCAUUUGAUACAAUUGUGGUCAAUCAGGUUGUAGUCUUUGUUGUACUUCCCUGUCUACCUCUCAUAAAUAUAUCUAGUGUCUAUCUAGCUCUUCCUUAAACUCAAAUGUCCCUGCCUCUACUGCCUUAUUGGGAAGGAAGGCGAUGAGAUCUUUUUCCUAAGACUGAGACUUGUUAUUAUUAAACUAUAUCUCUUGGUUCUUGUGUCCUGAAGGAAACAUCCUCCCUGUACCUACCCUGUCAAGCCCCCUCAAAUAUUAUGUGUCUUAUAAGUUCACAUCUCAUUCUUCUAAAUUCUAAUUGGUAUAAAAUCUAUCAUCAUAAAAUAAGCCCUUCAUCCCAGGAAUGAGUCGAAUUAAAAACUGAGAAAGAUGAAUUGGCCUUCCAGGAACUGCUUCUAAUGGAAUUUCAUUUUUUUUUAAUAAGCGAACCAAAAUUGUCAAAUAGUUCUAUAGCUGGCUCUGUACAGUUGCAAUAAAACUUACCUUUUAUUUGCCAUAAUGCUUGCAAUAAAUUCCAGCAUUCCAUUUGCUUUCCUAACCAUUUGCGUGUUUACAUACUAACAUUGAAUUUCACAUAUCAGGACACCCAGUUCCCUCCGGGUUUUGCAAGCUCCCUCUAUUCAAACCCUGCUUUUGUAUUCAUCCUGCCACAGUGGACAAGUUCCGGUUUUUGACAUUGCGUUCAGUCUGCCAGGUUUUUGCUCACUUACUCAUUUAUGUAUCUUUGCAGACUCUCUACCAACUGUCAACAGCUUGCCUCCUUUGGUGUCAUCAGCAAAUGUAACAACUAUACAAUUAAUAUUUUUGUCCACUUUGUUGUAAAUUGUUGGGGAUCCAACACUGCAUCAUGUGACAUUCCACCAAUUGCUGUUUGCCAAUCCAAAAGGUGCAUUUAUUCCCUAUUGGUGAUCAAUCCUUUAUCCAGAACGUAAGAACUCAGAGCAGUGAGAGGCACCUCAACCCCUUGAGCUUGCUCCAUAAUUUGAUAUAAAAAAGCUAAUCUCACCGCAGCCUCAACUCCAUUUUUCUGCUCACUCCCAAUGAUCCCUUAACCCAUUAACUCAAUACUAAUUGAAAGUCUGCCUUCAUCUCUGUCUUGACCUUUUAAAACUGUGACUUCACAUUCUAGAUUGCCCCACAAGUGAAAGCAUCUGCUCUACAUCUACUUUGCUGAUCCCCUUCAGCAUCUAAUAGAUCUCAAUUAAAUCUCCUCAACCUUGUAAGUUCUGGCGAGUACAGGCUUAAACUGCUCAAUCUCUCCUUAUAUGACAAGCCUUUCAUCUCUGGAAUUAAUGCAAUUCGGAGAAGGUUCAUUGUCUCCAAUGCAGUUAUGUUUUUUCUCAAGUAUCUGUGUUAGUGUGUUAGCCCCCAAUAUCAUAGAUUCUUACCUUGUGGGAUAACCUUUGAUGCAGAACCUUGUGUCUUUUGCAAAUGUAAGUGCACCAAAUCUACAGGGUCCCCCUUAUCCAUUUUGUUUCCUUCAAAAAAAAUGCUAAUAAUUAAACAUGAUAUCACCUUCACAAAGCUUUAUUGAUUCUGCCUUAACACAUUAUAGCUGCUACUUAGAAAGUAACCUCAUCAUUGUGGAUUUUCACAAUUUCCCUAAGACAGAUGUUAGGCUAACUAGUGUACAGUUGCCAGCUUUCUGUCUCCUUGCUUUUGUGUAUAAAGGUGUAAAUGUAAUUUGCAAUCCUUUUGGUUUCCUUUCUGAAUUUAACGGAUUUUGCAAGAUCAUGAAUACCUUAACUACCUUUGCAAACACAUCUUUUAAGACCUUAGGAUGGAGGCCAUCUGUUCUGGGGUAUUACUCAGGCUUUAAAUCCCAAUAGUUUUCCCACCACAUUUUUUUCCCGGUGAUGUUGAUUGUUUUGAUGUCUUCCCUCCCUUUCUUUGUGUUAGUAUCUUUUGGAAACUUUGUCUUCUACAUUGAAGACAGACACAAAAUAUCUAUUAAAUUCCCCUAACUUUGCAGAGAAAGAACAGCAGUUUUAGUAAAACUCUUCCUUUAAGUACAUGUAGAAACUCUUACCUUUUGUUUAUAUAUUACAGGCUACCUUUUUCCUCAUACUUUUUUUUAAGCUAUUCUUUGGUCACCUUUUAAGAACUAGCAAUCUUCUGAUCCUUACAGAUUUGUACAGUUUUUCUUUUGAUUUUACGUAAUCCUUAACUUCCUCAUUUAGCCACAGAUGAUGUCUCUUGCUUUCUCAUUAGGAUAAAUCUUUACUGAUAGUUAUUAGAAGUCUUAAAUCUCUAAUAUCAUAUUUUAAUAUAUUUUCCCAGUUCAGUUCAGCCAAAUCUGCCUUCAUAGAUAUUUCUUAAUCAACCUGUUCAGGCACGUUAUGACAUACUCUGGAACAGGUGGGACUUGAAGCCAGGCCUUUUUGACGGAUUAACAUAAACUUCAAUAGGGAUUUGGUCAGUCAGUUUAAAUAAAACUAAGGAGUGAAUAUGAUAAAUGAAGUAAAGGCAGGUAAAUCGAAUCAAGGUACAAAUGAAAUAUAAAUUUUGUAUGAAAUAAGAAUUACAGAAUGGGCUUGGCUGAAUUGCUUGCACGUGUAUAUAUUGGAAAUAUUUCUGUAAUCCUUCCAUAAAAUAUGAAAAAUAUUUUAACUAAGUGGGCCCCAGCUCAAAGGUAAAAUACCGUAGAUACUGGAAACCUGCAAUAAACACUAAAAUGUUGCAAAUCAGUUCGACAGUAGCUGGGAAGUGGUGGUAGUGUACCCAUGCAUUUUUUAGUCAAUUUUCUUCUAAGCAGUCAAGGUUGUGAAUUUGGAAGUGCAGUCAAAGGUAUGUUGGCAAGUUGCUGCAGUGUAUCUUGAUUUCGAUACACUGCAUCAAUGGUGGGGUGAAUGAAUAUUUAACAUAGCAGAUUGAGUGUCAUUGAAGUUUUUCUUUAAAUGGUGUUGAUCUUGACUGUUAGAGACUUGUUCAUCCAAGGGAGUGAAGAUGUAUUCCAUCACAGAUUUGUGCCUUUUACAUGAGUAACAGACUAUUGUGAGUCAGAAGAUGAGUUACUUAGCGCAGAAUUUCCAACCAUUGACUGCUAUUGUAACCACAUGAUUUUUUACAGCUAAGUAUGUGGGCAUUGCUAACUUCUAGGCUGUUGAUAGUGAAAGGUCUUUUUCUUCAGUCUUUGUACUUGCAUUAAUGCUCUUCUUGGGCUAAUUUUUUAGAUUCCCAAUUUAAAUAUUUCUAACCAGUGUACUCAAGCUUGAUUCUCUGCUUUUUAGAUGAGUCAGUUUUGGUUGUCUGUUUAUCGUCUGAGGUUGAUUUUUUUUUGUUUCCGAUAAUUACUUAUAAACUUCACAGCUGCUCUUGGUCGCCAAACGGUAUUUAUAAUCAAUUUAGUUACAAUUUUGCAGAGAACGAGAGUCCAAAGCAAAAAUAGUUUUCACAGGCGUAUCAAUCUCUUAUGAAUUGCGCUUUUCACCCUUUCACACAAUGUAAAUGAGAUGUCGAUGAUAACCUGGUUGUGUUAUCUUUGCAUUAUGGGUUCUUCUAUCCAUUGAGAGUAAAUGUCAAAGCAUGUUACUUAAAACUAAUAGUCAAAUUUGUUUACAAUCCAAUAUAAUUACAGAGAAGGGACACAGCAAGUUAGUAGUAAUAAAGUACUAUAACUAUUUUUGUAAUAACACCUCACUAAGCUGCUAAGAAAUUAAAAUGAAGUUUGAUUAUUGUGAUCAUUGCAUGAUAAAUCUAUCCAUUACACAUUGAUUUUAACGUUCCUUCCACGGAGCAUUACCAAAAAUAUUUCAACCACGUGGAUACAAAUACUAUUUUGACAGCCUACUGUACAACUUAGAUUCCUAGUUCUAGAACUGACUGAUCAGUGCUUUUCUAAUAGAAAUCUGACUUUUCUUAGACUCACAUGUUGUUGCUGAAAAUAUAUUUGCAACUACUCAACUUACCAACUUUUCCUGAUGAAUUAGCAAGCAUAUUUUAAUGCUAUUGUAUUUUUGAAUGUAGCCAUUUGCAAGCCUAAAUACUGAUUUAAUCUGUGCGUAGAAAGUUAUUCAUGCCUUAUUAUGAGCUUAAGUAUAAUUUAGAAUUUACAACAUUGAGAGAAUUGUGGUGUUGAUUAGCAAAAUAUUUAUUUCAUUGACAUUGUGUUGGAUUAAAGAUUGCAUAUGUGCCAGGUUAUUUGCAAUGUAAAGUGCAACAGUUUUUUGGUCUAUAAAGUCAUGAUGGUCAUGUAUACGAGCUUCCAUUUAUUUUAUAAUACAA
Messenger RNA from Stegostoma tigrinum, 5946 nucleotides. RefSeq names its product interleukin-1 receptor-associated kinase 3 (gene irak3). The transcript has 12 exons. Bases 119 to 1543 code for a protein of 474 amino acids. Gene Ontology annotation, molecular function: protein serine/threonine kinase activity; magnesium ion binding; ATP binding. Lineage: Eukaryota; Metazoa; Chordata; Chondrichthyes; Orectolobiformes; Stegostomatidae. The record is from RefSeq and is a predicted model, not a curated record. Gene Ontology annotation, cellular component: plasma membrane. Gene Ontology annotation, biological process: signal transduction; protein phosphorylation.